UUAGCCAUGGUGUUGUCAGAUUGUUUUAGAUUUAAGAGUUUGACUGUCCCUUUCGUAUCUUACUUCCCUCUUUUCUAUGGACCCAUUCUUGUUUUUAUAUAACAAGAGAUGUGGUAUGAUUUCCAAAGGUCAAAUAAAGAAAAUUAUACCAGAUAGUUAGAUAUAAAGGCUUAAAAAAAACUUAUGAAAAAAUAAAUAUGAUGCAUAUGAACAAUGAUGAACCAACAACAACUGAACUACAGACUGCUCACUAUCACUGCUCACAGGCACAUAAAGAAUGUAGCUGGGCUUAAAUAUGUGUAAGAGAUAUAGCCUCCCAUAAACUGACUUACCAGUUAUGAUGAAAUUGCUUUCUUUACUUUUCCAGAAGAUGACACAGGAUCGAGUGAUGGACACAGCAUUGACCAUGAAUUUCCAAGGGAGAUAAAUUACACUGAAACAGAAGAGGACGCUAUAAAUUUGGAUGAAGCUCAAAGUGGACCUGAAGAAAUAAUAACAGAAAGACAGAAUAGAAGAUGCCCUGAUAUAAAGUUGAGCAAUACACAUGAAGAUGACACAGGAUCGAGUGAUGGACACAGCAUUGUACAUAAAUUUCCAAGGGAGAUAAAUUGCACUGAAACAGAAGAGGACGCUAUAAAUUUGGAUGAAGCUCAAAGUGGACCUGGAGAAAUAAUAACAGAAAGACAGAAUAGUAGACAAGAUAGAUGCCCUGAUAUGAAGUUGAGCAAUGCACAUGAAGAUGACACAGGAUCGAGUGAUGGACACAGCAUUGACCAUGAAUUUCCAAGGGAGAUAAAUUGCACUGAAACAGAAAAGGACGCUAUAAAUUAUACCCAGCUGCAAGAAAAAAAUAACAUUCAGAUUAAAGAAAAAUAUAAGAUAUUUGUACAGGACGAGAAAUCAAGAAAAACUAGAAAUUGUCGAGGCAGCAAGAGAAAACUGAUAAAAUUAAAUGUUGAUGUAUCUGACAAGGAGAAUACUAGUUUACCAAGGAAAAGAACUUGUUUGACAGUUGAAAAAGUGAAAAGAAAAUUAUUUGUGGAGAAUGAAACAGCAAGACAACAUGGGCUAUCUAUACAGAAUGUGCAGAAAUUACAAAAUGUUAACAAGAUGGAAAGAAUGCUGUCUUAUGUGCAGUCUGUAAGGUUGUCUAGAGAAAAAAGAAGAAUGACAGAACUGGACAAAAUUAAAAUGUUGCUAGGCGAAAUAUCUGAUGUAAAGCUAUACAUUGAAGCAAAGGAAAAAUGUGAGCGGUGUCCUGAUAAUACCUCAAUACAGGCGAAAAUGGAACAACACUAUAUUAAAUUACAAACAGUGGUUAGCAAGAAUCACAAUGAGAUCAGAGCCAAACUUGCUAUAUCUCCUAACAAUAAAUCCCUUCUGUUUAAAAAAAAAUUAGCAGAAACACUGAUGGACAAGUGGGGAUAUUUUUAUUGAUUUGAUCUAUUUAAAACAUGAUAAACUUAUAUUAAAAGCACUAGUAUGAAUUUGAGUGGACAAUGAAUUAAUUAUAGGAAAAUCCAGAGACAUGCAGG
Mytilus trossulus (common blue mussel) is the source of this 1535-nucleotide messenger RNA. RefSeq lists its product as uncharacterized. The coding region runs from base 715 to 1437 and encodes 240 amino acids. Lineage: Eukaryota; Metazoa; Mollusca; Bivalvia; Mytilida; Mytilidae. The record is from RefSeq and is a predicted model, not a curated record. The transcript is spliced from 9 exons.